CAAACAUGGUGAGUGUGAAGGCGGCGAUUUUUCUCAUUUAACUGGGAAGUGUGAGUCAGUGUGAGGCUACGGGGAGACCAGGGGGUGUGAGGCGUGUGUGGCGUGGAGGUGACAGAGGAGUGGCGGUGUGGUGGUGAGCUGCCCCUGUCACUGCUCAAGACGGCGCAGAACCACCCCAUGCUGGUGGAGCUCAAGAAUGGGGAGACGUACAAUGGCAACCUGGUCUCCUGCGACAACUGGAUGAACAUCAACCUCAAAGACGUCAUCUGCACCUCAAGGGAUGGUGACAAGUUCUGGAGGAUGCCGGAGUGUUACAUCCGCGGCUCCACCAUCAAAUACCUGCGGCUGCCAGAUGAGGUGAUUGACCUGGUGAAGGAGGAGGUGGUGGCGCGGGGCCGUGGCCGAGGGGAGAGCAGAGGCCGCGGUGGUCCAGGCCGAGGCCGUGGUGGCCCUGGGAGAGGUGGCUUUGGAGGGCGUGGGCGUGGCGGGCCACCGGGUGGUGGCGGCCGCGGAGGGCCGGGGCGAGGUGGCAUCAAGAAAAAGGAAGGAUUCAAGUAGCUAUUAGAUAAAUAUAUUAUUUAUUUUGUUACAAGAAUUUACAGCCUAGGGUGUGUGGUUCACCUGGUGGUGCUGCCUUCACCGGCAACCUCCUUUGCCACCACAGGACUCGUUUCAGUAUGAAAUACAUGAAGUACAAAGAAAAUCUUUGUAGCACUGUUAACAUCAAUGUUUGGUUGUUAUACAUAGCAAAAUUACCCUCAGUCUUAUCACUAUGAAGAGAUGCACCUUUGCUAACUCUAAAGCCAUUAGCAGACAUAACCAAAUUUUCUAUUUCUUUUGAUCUGAUAUGUUUUUCAAUUUUUGGUGAAGUAUCUAUAAAUACCAGAUAAUCAGUGUUAUGUACACUUAAUAUCAAAGUUUAUAAGUAAAUGUGGGGAUGCAA
Molecule: messenger RNA, 943 nt
Organism: Portunus trituberculatus (swimming crab)
Lineage: Eukaryota; Metazoa; Arthropoda; Malacostraca; Decapoda; Portunidae
Product: U6 snRNA-associated Sm-like protein LSm4
Exons: 4
Coding region: 178-558 (126 amino acids)
Biological process (GO): P-body assembly; nuclear-transcribed mRNA catabolic process; mRNA splicing, via spliceosome
Cellular component (GO): U6 snRNP; P-body; spliceosomal tri-snRNP complex
Molecular function (GO): U6 snRNA binding
Source: RefSeq, a predicted model, not a curated record